Molecule: messenger RNA, 829 nt
Organism: Rotaria sordida
Lineage: Eukaryota; Metazoa; Rotifera; Eurotatoria; Philodinida; Philodinidae
Source: the annotation of a GenBank genome assembly
AUGACACGUAUCAAAUUAAGAGGCACUGAUUCAACAACAUCAACCGGUAACUUGGAAACAAGCUUCAUCAACAGUACAGCUGCACUAGUUCAGGAAACCUUUACAAAGGGAUCAACAACGAGUAUUUCGACAGCAAGUGUUUCAAUAACAACAACAACAACAACAACAACCACAACAAGCAAGUAUUUUUCUUUUGCUUGACAUUGGUAGUACAUUCUUCAACUAGGAAACUUUCUUCACAAAUAUAUCAUUCGUAGCUUUUAUAUCAUUUUCGAUUUUUAUAUCUGUGAAAAAUGUCAGCAAUGUUCGAUCUUGUCUUCAACCAUUCUUUUCAAUAGAACGAAUAAACAAUUGUUUUCCAUCAUAUUACGUGGCUUCCAUGAAACAAAAAUAAAUAUAGCAUGUUUCGAAUAUAUUCGACAAUUGUUGUUGUUUAGAAACAAUAAUAUUUUUUCACAUAGUUCAACAUGACUGACACACGACUGCUUGUUUUAGGUUACAUUAUAAAACACUCUAUGGAUCAUUCUUAAUCAUUAAUAAUAAGUGUUCUUGUUUUUCUUUAGCUUACACUCAAGUGAAUCUAACGAACACAACAGUAGCAACUAAGCAAAUAUAUUAUUGUGGAGGGACAUCAUCCUUUACACUCUGGAAACUUUAUUCGACUAACGGAUUAUAUAUGGACAUUAAUACAACUACAUGUAGCUUUAAUUCAACUCCACUCUAUUUUACUAGUAUGAAUGGAGAAAACGAGCACUGGUUAUUAGGAGGUUACACUGCUAUAUAUGUACCUACAAGGCUCUCAUUUAGAGUUUAUACUCGUUCUGUGAAU